AAAAAACUCUUUCGUACAGAAGACCCAUUUGAUGAUGAUCAUCAGGAGAGGCAAGAAGUGGAAAUGUUGGCUAAGAAGUUUGAAAUGAAAUAUGUGAGUAUAAUGAGCAGUGUUCACCAGGGUGCGAAACCCCGUAAACACCGGAAGGAUCGGCUGCAAGAUUUAAUUGAUAUAGGCUUUGGCUAUGAUGAGACAGAUCCAUUUAUUGAUAACUCAGAGGCUUACGAUGAAUUAGUUCCUGCUUCUCUAACAACAAAGUAUGGAGGCUUUUAUAUCAACACUGGCACCCUGCAAUUUCGCCAAGCUUCGGACACAGAAGAGGAAGAUAUGACAGACAAUCAAAAGCACAAGCCACCCAAGGUUCCUAAAAUAAAAGAAGAUGACACCGAGUUGAAGAAGCGGAAGAGAAAAGAAGAAGGGGAAAAGGAGAAGAAGCCAAGGAAAAAAGCACCCAAGCAGCUGGGAGUUGUGGCUCUAAAUUCACACAAGUCUGAAAAAAAGAAGAAACGUUAUAAAGAUUCCUGUGCUCUUGCCGCCAUGAUACGAAAGUUUCAGAAAGAGAAGGAUGCAUUAAAGAAGGAGUUUAACCCCAAAGUCCCAGGGACUUUGUCAACCUCCUCUCUGACUAAGCCUCCCUCUACUGCCACAGCACUGGGGAAUGAUGUCCCAGACUUAAAUUUGAACAGUGCUGAUCCAGACCUCCCCAUUUUUGUUAGCACAAAUGAACAUGAACUAUUUCAGGAAGCUGAAAACGCACUAGAGAUGCUAGAUGAUUUUGACUUCGACAGAUUACUGGAUACUGCUUCCGAUGGUAGCCCCCUAUCUGAGUCAGGGGGAGAGAAUGGAAACACUCCCCAACCAACCUUCGCCUCUCAGGUCAUGCCCAAGGUGAUACCUAUGCUCCCAGAGGGUCUGCCUGUACUUCUGGAAAAACGCAUUGAGGACCUCCGUGUAGCUGCCAAACUUUUUGAUGAAGAAGGAAGGAAAAAAUUCUUUACACAGGAUAUGAAUAAUAUUCUUCUGGACAUUGAGUUACAGCUACAAGAGCUGGGCCCUGUCAUCCGAAGCGGCGUUUACUCUCAUCUUGAAGCUUUUGUGCCAUGCAAUAAAGAAACACUGGUGAAACGUCUCAAGAAGUUGCACCUCAAUGUCCAGGAUGAUCGUUUAAGAGAGCCUCUGCAGAAACUGAAAUUGGCUGUUAGCAAUGUCAUGCCUGAACAGCUGUUUAAAUACCAGGAAGACUGCCAGGCGCGUAGUCAAGCUAAGUGUGCCAAGUUGCAAACAGAUGAAGAGCGAGAAAAAAAUGGAUCAGAGGAAGAUGAUGAUGAGAAACCAGGAAAACGAGUCAUAGGACCAAGAAAGAAAUUCCACUGGGAUGACACCAUUAGAUCUUUGUUAUGUAACCUGGUUGAGAUCAAAUUGGGAUGCUAUGAGUUAGAGCCAAAUAAAAGCCAGUCUGCUGAGGAUUAUCUUAAAUCCUUCAUGGAGACAGAGGUAAAGCCCUUGUGGCCUAAGGGCUGGAUGCAGGCAAGAAUGCUGUUUAAGGAAAGCCGAAGUGUACAUAAUCACCUUACUUCUGCUCCGGCAAAGAAAAAGGUGAUUCCUGCACCCAAACCCAAAGUAAAGGAGGUGAUGGUAAAGACUCUUCCUCUCCACUCUUCCCCCACUGUGCUUAAGGAGUGUAGUCCAAAAAAGGACCAGAAAGCUCCUGCAUCUUUGGUGGCUUCAGCCAGCGGUCCGUCCAUGAGCUCCGGUACGUCCGUCGUUGCCUCCGCCAGCUCCGGCUCAGCCCCAGCCCAGGAAACCAUCUGCCUCGACGACUCCCUGGACGAGGACCUUGCUUUCCACUCCCCUCCGCUGGAUCUCGUUUCUGAAGCUUUAGCUGUCAUCAAUAAUGGGAACAAAGGCCCAGCCGCUGGCUCAAGGAUGAGCAUGCCAGCUGCAAAACCUCGGCCAGGACUGAGAGAAGAAAAGUUAGCAAGUAUCAUGAGCAAGCUGCCACUGGCUACACCCAAAAAGCUCGAUUCUGCUCAGACUGCACACUCGUCAAGUCUUAUCGCUGGUCACACAGGGCCAGUACCAAAGAAACCCCAGGAUUUAGCUCAUACUGGCAUCUCUUCCGGCCUUAUUGCUGGUUCUUCAAUUCAGAACCCGAAAGUCUCCUUGGAACCUUUGCCAGCCAGGCUACUCCAGCAAGGACUCCAGAGGUCAAGCCAGAUUCACGCGUCUUCAUCCUCACAGACUCACGUCUCCUCUUCUUCCCAAGCCCAAGUUGCUGCUUCCUCUCACACUCUGGGAACGUCAGAGGCCCAGGAUGCGUCUUCGUUAACACAAGUAACAAAGGUGCACCAGCAUUCAGCUGUCCAGCAGAACUAUGUGUCUCCAUUACAAGCCACCAUUAGUAAGUCACAGAGCAACCCAGUGGUGAAGUUAAGUAAUAAUCCCCAGCUUUCCUGUUCAUCCUCACUAAUUAAGACUUCCGAGAAGCCGCUGAUGUACCGCCUCCCCUUGUCCACCCCGUCACCUGGAAAUGGUUCUCAAGGCUCCCACUCCCUAGUUUCUAGAACAGCACCAAACACCACUACCUCCACUAAUUAUUUAGCCAAGGCUAUGGUGUCACAACUAACCACGCAGGGUUUCAAAUCUCCCUUUUCAAUGGCUGCAUCCCCCAAGCUGGCCGCGUCUCCCAAGCCCGCCACAUCUCCCAAACCCUUGCCCUCACCGAAGCCUUCCGCCUCGCCCAAGCCCUCUCUGUCAGCUAAGCCUUCAGUAUCAACUAAACUUAUCUCUAAGUCCAAUCCGUCUCCCAAGCCUACUGUAUCCCCGAGUUCCUCCAGUCCAAAUGCACUAGUAGCCCAGAGUAGCCACUCUGCCAGUAACAACCCAGUCCAUAAACAGCCCGGUGGAAUCAAUAUCAGCAGACAGUCUCCCACCUUGAAUUUGUUGCCCUCUAAUCGCACUUCAGGCCUUCCAUCUACAAAAAACCUUCAGGCCCCUUCAAAGCUAACAAACUCAUCAUCCACUGGAACUGUUGGCAAGAACAGCUUGAGUGGAACUGCAGUGAAUGUACCUGCCAGCAGAGGUAGCAACCUUAACUCAAGCGGAGCUAGUAGGACUAGUCUAUCUGGGGGAACAGGAAGUGGAACACAGGGUGCUACUAAACCGUUGUCUACUCCACAUAGACCAUCCUCUGCCUCAGGGUCUUCAGUGGUAGCAGCCAGUGUGCAGUCCACAGCAGGAGCAUCAUUAUUGGCUAAUGCCUCACCUCUGACCCUCAUGACAUCACCCUUGUCUGUAACAAAUCAAAAUGUGACUCCUUUUGGGAUGCUGGGUGGCCUUGUUCCAGUGACCAUGCCCUUCCAGUUUCCCUUGGAGCUACUUGGCUUCGGAACGGACACAGCUGGAGUGACAACCACCUCGGGAUCUACCUCAGCCGCCUUCCACCACAGCCUCACUCAGAAUUUACUAAAGGGUUUACAGCCAGGAGCUCAGCACGCAACAACACUUUCCCACUCACCUCUGCCUACACACUUACAGCAAACAUUUAAUGAUGGAGGCCAAAGUAAAGGGGACACUAAGUUACCGCGGAAAUCUCAGUGACUUCCCAGCGAGCAGAGAGACGAAAUGUUUAGCUGGCUGAUGGGAUCUACCUGAUGGGGAAGUCCUUUCGUGGUCACAGGGCUGCUGUUUCUGUCGAUGUUUACAUUCUCGUCCCAAGCACUGUGGUGAGGAGGAAAAGGAAAGAAAAUGUUACUUGAGCAAUGCCAGGUGCAGGAGGAAGAAAUGCUUUUGUGCAAAGUUAGUGACCUUUGGUCUCUCCUAAAGAAAGACAAAGUUACCAUGUUAACUGACUCAAAAGAGGCUCAGCUGUCAAACCCACAGAAGUACAAAUUCGAUUUUUCCCCGGGGAGGAAGAGGAAGUUGAGAGGAUUUGGGUAAAUGCCAUCCAUCCUGGGGGUUGGAGCUGAACACUUGUAGACAUAACCACAUAAUACAAGCAGUAGCUUUGGAAUUGGGCCAGUUCAUCAGGAGUAAUGCUCAUGUCUGCUCAAGUGAAUAGUGUAGGAGAUUUGCCCCAAAUUGAGUAAAUAACCUUACGCCUGAUAACAGAUAGCAGCUGAAGAAAUACUUAGCCUCAAACAUCCUGAGCAAACUUGAAUCUUUCCCAGUAUGUAGCAACUCCGGUGUACAUCAGUGGACUAAAGAUGCAUCAGGAAAUGUACUCGAGCACAGUGAUAUAUGUAAUUAAAUUAUCUAGAUUUUUAGAAGUCAAGAAAUUGAGCCUGUUACUCUUAACAGACAAAACAUAAUGUCCCCUUUUUGUAAAAGGGUCAAUAUCAUCUUCCAUUUAGAAGCAGGUACUUAACUCUUUCCUUCAGGUGAUUUAUGCAUCUGGUAUUGACUGGUUAAUUUUAUUUCUAGUCUUGAUGUUAAAAUGUGACUGUGUUCACAUUUUUCACUUGAGAAAUAGGAAUCUUUGUUAUCGGGCUGCUGUUUUCCUGCUUCUCGCCCUGGCAGGCCUCCCAACAAGAACUGUGAGCUCUCCCCAGUUCACCUCACUUUACAACUUCACUUUCUGGUUUUUUAGCUACUGAUACUUCAGGUGAUUGUUAGCUAUUAAUAAAAACAGGUAGAAGUGUAUACUACAUAUAUUUUUUUCACUGGUCAUCUAAAUAACACAUAUAUAUAUAUAUAUAUAUAUAUAAAUUUUUGGGUUUUGGUCGUAUUUUUAAGGAAAAGAAAUACAUCAGGAUCAUUAUAUAUACAAGAGUUGUCUUUUAUAACAAUCACAAUCUAAUUUACCUUCAUAUAUCCAUGUAGUGAAAUUGUUUGGAGCAUUUGGGAUCUUAAAGCUUUACCAGUAUUUACUCAGAGUGUUGAUAAUGUCAGUAAGCCUGCAGAUAAUAAGUUCCUCAGUUACUAUAGCUUCCUUAUGCAAAUAAUAGUUAACAAAGGGAAUUAAGGGAAGCAUUUGUAUUUCUCUUUGGAUACAUUUCGUUUUAUUUUGCCUCAGCAUCAUUCUGGUAUCUCUUGAGUUUUAAACUUGUGAAUAUUUUCACACUAUACCCAACAAUUGCGUGAGCUCUUAAAUGUAUAACUUUGGUCCUUUUAGAUAACAACAGACUAGCACCCCCCAAAAUGGCACUAAACUAGCAGUAGCAAGAUUUUUCUCAUAUUUUCAUCGUUAUCACCAGAGUCUUUUUUUUCUUUUAUAAGCAGAAGUCCCAAAUUGCCUACACGACUGUAAAUGAGCCCAGGCCCACUCAGACCGUGUGCCUAUAUUUUGGCACGUUGGCUUGCUUCAUAGCAAAAAAAAAAAGGCAAGUAACUGAAUUCUUCAGAUUUAAGAACUUGUUAUCAUAAAAGAACCUGAUUAAUUCACAGUAACCAUUGAUGGGUACUGGGAUGUUGCAGAGGUUUGACUUGAAUCCAGUCUGUUUGAUUAAGAUUCAUUUUGUUUUUUAAGUAGGGAAGCGUUCUCAACUCUGAUUUAUUCCGGGGAGCAGACCUCUUAUGUUUGCCUUUGCUAACCCUAGCUGGGCUGGUGGUGGGAGUUUCCUUUGGGAAGGUAGCCUUUGUUUUAUUACUUCUGCCAGGAGCGAGGUCAGAGUGCAUAUUAAUCUCUCUUCCUGCUGGGUAUACAUGUAUUUAUCUAUGUUUGUAUGUGUGUGUGUAUACACACAUGUAUAUUCAUAUAAAUUAAUGGCUAGUAUAAGUCAAAGAAUAAUACUGUAAUUUCUUAAACCCAUCAGUUCUGAAUCAUGCAAAGUGAAGAUCCCUGAUGACUCUGAGUUUUUUGUUAUCGUUAGAAGAGAACAGAUUUAAUAAUUCUGUUCCCCGAUAUCAUUUUAUACUAACAAGUCACAAUACUUGAAGGCCCAUGGCUCUGCAAAUAUAACAUGGAGAUUCUCCCUUCUCCUCGAGGACUGCAGUCAAACGCCUGCCUCGGCACCCACCCACCCCUCUUCCCAGAUCAGUUUACAUCCAUCUCAGUCAAGACCCUCCUUUUGUGUUGUACAAAUGGGAAAUGGGUCAAAAUCCUUGUCUUUCUCCAUAGACAAAAUAUAAUCAGAGUUUCUACAUGUAAAUAGAACUUAUUUCUUUCCUAGAUCAUAACAUUAACAGUGGUGUCCAUGCUUUAUGGUCAUCUCUCUUUACAGUUUUAUUACUAAAAAACAAACAUAUAAAUUGGUUAUUUUUUAACACAGAGACUUGACUCAUACUGUAUUUUUGCACUUAAAUUAUGUUAUUUUUUAAAACGGUAAUUGGAAAGGAUAUCUAUAGAGCAAUGUGUAUUCUAAAGAGCAUUAGCAACAUCCAAAUGCAAAAGUAAUCAGCACACUUAGUUACAUCCCACUCGGAGGGAUUCUUGAUUCAGGAAGAUUAAGUUAUUUGUUUCCAGCUGUCUUACUUUGAAAUUGCCUUCACUGAUAUAUAAGCUGUUACUGUACAUACAAGUUAAUCCUCAGUAUUCACAAGCAAUAAUGGUCAGUAGAGCUGUCCUCAGAGAUGGCUCUGCUGGACCUCAGUUGGAGACUGUUUGGGAGCAAAGUGUCAAGCUCAUUCAGAGCCUCUAGAUUAAAUGCAAGCAAUAAUUUCCAUUGUAAGUGAAUUAUAAUUCUCUCUCAUAUGCUCUGAGAUCAGAGGGUAGGAAAUCAUGAUUUUAAAACAGCCUGAAUAAAAGAUUUUGGGAAAAGAAGUGAUGCUAACCUAUAGUCACAAAACCCUGAUACAGUACUUUGAAGAAAUCAAGAGGAUUGCGCCAGUACAUUCUUUCAUGCCCACCACCCCUUUGAUGGAUGAUGUCAGCCCAAAUUCCUUCAUUGUGUGUCUUAGACACUGAAUAGGGUUUGGGGGUCACCAAGGUGAGGGGAAGGUCCAUGUUUGAAUACUGUGGGUUUGACACCUGUUUGGAAACAACUUACUGGAACUGGUUCUUAACCCAGGAUAUUCUUUUUUUCCCAAAGCAGAUCCAAAUUGUUUACUACCCGGGAAUGGAAAGGGCAGGCAGCACUAGUCUCUCACCUCUGGUUGCCCUCUCCCAUCCCCCUUUCCAUCUGACUUGGAUUUAAGACAUUUGAAAUGAAAGUUCUACUGUUACUUAAACUGCCAUUGAUUAUGAGAACUCUUUGUCUUUGGGAUCAUGUCUAGAACUCCAGUUAUCUGUCAUAUUUGCUGCUACAUUUGAAAAAUGAACUUGGCCCAUAUUGGUUGACUUUAAUUUACAGUUCUUUAUUUUCUAGUUUUUGUCACAUACUUUGACCCAUGUAUAGGAUUAGGAUACUUUUAUUUUAGGAGUGUACCAUAAAAGCACACUGGUCCCUGUAUUGUUAUCAUUUAUGUUUUGAAUUUGUUUGCUUUGUCCUUUGGUUUUUAUUCUGUUUUUCAAGUUGGAAAUAGAAGAAUGAAAAAAUUCUAUAAUCAGGCCAAACUUGAGAACUUUCCCUGUGCAUCAGCACCACAAUGUCUGCUGAGCUGUGUUCUCAAAGGGGCACUUUGACUUCCUACUCUGCAUGUACAAUUUUUUUGUUUGGAGGGGGGAUUUUGAUUUUGUAAAAAUGAAGCAGAAGCGCAGUAGUAGAUAAAUGACUGAUCACAAACGUUAUGCAAUUUUAUUUUAUAAAAUUUUAAGGGAAAAGUUUAA
Chinchilla lanigera (long-tailed chinchilla) is the source of this 7645-nucleotide messenger RNA. RefSeq names its product ubinuclein 2 (gene Ubn2). Gene Ontology annotation, cellular component: nucleus. NCBI's taxonomy places the organism in Eukaryota, Metazoa, Chordata, Mammalia, Rodentia, Chinchillidae. The record is from RefSeq and is a predicted model, not a curated record.